Messenger RNA from Lactuca virosa, 918 nucleotides. The record is from the annotation of a GenBank genome assembly. Lineage: Eukaryota; Viridiplantae; Streptophyta; Magnoliopsida; Asterales; Asteraceae.
AUGGAUACUGUUCGGGAGGAAAAAAUUUGUAAUCCAAGAUCUUGUAAAAGAGGGUUAAAACAGGUCAGAGUUGCAAACAUUUACACACAAGAAGAGGUUGAAUAUGACUUACAGUUGGUAAUUGAGAAGGUUAAAGAGAACUUGGGCGACAUAAAGAGCCCUAAAGUAUCUCUAUGGAAUAGUCCCUUUUAUGAUAUCAAGAACAUUAUGGACAUCCCAUUGUCAUAUGACGAGUUUCAACAAUUAAAAUUGUCCAUACAUUCACCUCUUUCAUCCCCAAAGUUACCUGUCAUGGCAACAAAUUUAGCAUGGGGUGCUCUACCAACACUGAAUGAUUUGAAGGGAUUCAUAGAAGAGAAUCCAUACAAAUCAAAAGAUAGUUGGACUUCCAUCAAGAACAAUUCAGCCGAAUACAUAAUGCAGAAUGCUAGGAUUCUUGCAUCAAAUGGUUUGACUAGUCAAACCAAUUUGAUGCCCCUUACUAAAACUAACAAGAAACGAUUGAAAAAGUCAGCAUUCAUAACAAAACAAGGAAAUGUUAUUGGAGGUGGGACAAAUGAUGUGCUUAAUGCAUUGUCUGCGUAUCUAAAAUAUUUAGAGGGUACUACACGCGAUGAUUGGCAGGAGGUGCAUGAAAAAUUACGUGAGGCUGACACCCGUGAAGGAGCCUCAUUUGAAACGGUGGAUUUCUGUCACCCUUUGGGUACUCAACUGCCACCAUUGCUGCAGCAGCUGGCCAUGUUCUCUCAACAGAUUGGUAUAGUCUAUUGGCAAUUAAGAAGUCAACUUGAUUCAACUGAAAGAUAUUCUAUUCGGUACUGGAAGUGGAAUGGUUAUCUAAUACAGUAUACUGUUGUGGGAAGUGAAGGUCCUGCAAUUCUUCUUGUGCAUGGUUUUGGUUUAAGUUAUAUGAUUUAG